Cebus imitator (Panamanian white-faced capuchin) is the source of this 4180-nucleotide messenger RNA. RefSeq names its product zinc finger protein 782 (gene ZNF782). The transcript has 4 exons. Gene Ontology annotation, biological process: negative regulation of transcription by RNA polymerase II. Gene Ontology annotation, molecular function: DNA-binding transcription repressor activity, RNA polymerase II-specific. The record is from RefSeq and is a predicted model, not a curated record. NCBI's taxonomy places the organism in Eukaryota, Metazoa, Chordata, Mammalia, Primates, Cebidae. Bases 748 to 2463 code for a protein of 571 amino acids.
CGCCUCCUCAUUUGGGUUCCCGGGACUACCGGGAAGCGGUUUGGGAAGCUCAGGCGUCGGCUCGGAAAUUAUAGGGGGCGCAGCUGGGGCGGGAGCGUGGGACCAGCCUGGAGGGCAGCGUUUGUGCCCGGGAGCGGGAGGGGAAUCGGGAAGUUUGUGGGAUCCCUGCCCCCAGCGCCAGUGGAUGCGACCCGGUGGGCCCUCGGCCGGGAAGGCCGGUGGAGGGGGACUCCGGCCGCGGGCUCCGGGGUGGCUGGGGCUGAGCGCAGGUCUGGAGCAGGUGCGCGGUGUUGGCCGCGGUGUGCGGGGCGGGAGCCUGGCGCGAGCGGUGGCGGGAGGGGAAAGCGCGUUUGUAACGUGGGCGGCAGUGUGCCCGAAAUCCCCGGACCGUGGGUCUGCAUCGGGACGUUGAGCUCGGGAGCUGGAAAAACCCGGCUGAGGCUUCACAGUUCUCUACACUCUCCAAGAGUCACAGAAAAUGAACACAUUUCAGGAUACUGCUUUACAAAACCAGAACUGAUCUUCACGUUGGAGCAAGGAGAAGAUCCAUGGUUAUUAGAGAAAGAGAAAGGAUUUCUAAGCAGGACCUCCCCAGAAGACUCCCAACCUGAUGAAAUCUCAGAGAAGAGUCAAGAAAAAGAAGGCAAACAUUUGUGGCAAGUUUUAUUCACCAAUAAAUUAUUGACUACAGAGCAAGAAAUUUCAGGAAAACCACAUAAUCAGGACAUAAACAUUUUUCCUGCCAGAAUGAUGCCUUGUAAAUGUGACACUGUGGGGUCUGCUUACCAGGGUCUGAGCCCAUUGGCCCCACACUGUCAAUAUUCAAAAGAAAAGGCUCAUGAGCAUAAUGUAUGUGACAAAUGGCUCAUCAAUAUUAAGGAUGGCAGAACUAACACUCAAGAGAAAUCCUUCACUUACAGUAAAAUUGUGAAAACCCUCAAUCAUAAGGAGAAAGUUAUUCAAUAUCAGAUAAUUCAGACUUUGGGGAAAGAUUUUGAAUAUAAUGAAAGUAGAAAAGCUUUUCUUGAAAAGGCUGCCCUUGUUACAUCUAAUAGUACCCACCAUAAAGGAAAAUCUUAUAACGGCAAUAAAUUUGGGGAAAACAAAUAUGAGAAAUCAACCUUUAUUAUUCCUCAGAACAUUCAUCAAGAGAAGAGUCACUAUGAGUUUAAAGAUACUGGAAAUUGUUUCUGUAGGAUCACUCACAAAACUGAUACAGAAGGGAAACCUUUCAACCCAAAGUCACACAUUAGAGAACAUCAUAGAAUUCAUAGAGGGAUGAAACCCUUUGAAUAUGGAAAAAGUUUCAACCAUCAUUCAGCCCUCCCAGUGUAUCAGAGAACUCAUGCAACAGAUAAAUCAUCUGAUUAUAACACAUGUACAGAGACAUUCAGCUACCAGUCAACUUUCAGUGUACAUCAGAAAGCUCACAUAAGGGCAAAACCCUAUGAGUGUAAUGAAUGUGGAAAAUCCUGCUCUAUGAAUUCACACUUAAUUUGGCCUCAGAAAAGUCACACAGGGGAGAAACCCUAUGAAUGUCAUGAAUGUGGGAAAGCCUUCAGGGAGAAGUCACGCCUAAGAAAACAUCAGAGAACUCACACAGGAGAGAAACCAUAUAAAUGUGAUGGAUGUGAGAAAGCUUUCAGUGCAAAGUCAGGCCUAAGAAUACACCAGAGAACCCACACAGGAGAGAAACCAUUCAAAUGUAAUGAAUGUGGGAAGUCCUUUAACUAUAAGUCAAUCCUCAUAGUACAUCAGAGAACUCACACAGGGGAGAAACCUUUUGAAUGUAGUGAAUGUGGGAAAUCUUUCAGCCAUAUAUCAGGCCUAAGGAAUCAUCGAAGAACUCACACAGGGGAAAGACCAUAUAAAUGUGAUGAAUGUGGGAAAGCUUUCAAACUGAAAUCAGGCUUAAGAAAACAUCAUAGAACACACACAGGGGAGAAGCCCUACAAAUGUAAUCAGUGUGGAAAAGCUUUUGGUCAGAAAUCACAACUCAGAGGACAUCAUAGAAUUCACACAGGGGAAAAACCCUAUAAAUGUAAUCAUUGUGGGGAAGCUUUCAGUCAAAAAUCAAACCUCAGAGUCCAUCACAGAACUCAUACUGGGGAGAAACCUUAUAAAUGUGAGGAAUGUGGAAAAACUUUCAGGCAGAAAUCAAAUCUCAGAGGGCAUCAGAGAACUCACACUGGGGAGAAGCCCUAUGAAUGUAAUGAAUGUGGAAAAGCUUUCAGUGAGAAGUCAGUCCUAAGAAAACAUCAGCGAACUCACACUGGGGAGAAACCAUAUAAUUGUAAUCAGUGUGGGGAAGCUUUCAGUCAGAAAUCAAAUCUCAGAGUACAUCAGAGAACUCACACAGGGGAGAAACCCUAUAAGUGUGAUAAAUGCAGGAAAACUUUCAGUCAAAAAUCAAGCCUUAGAGAACAUCAGAAAGCCCACUCGGGAUUAAACAAGUGCAUAUAAAGAAUAUGAAAAAAAACUCUGAGCUGGAAAUUAAACCUCACAGUACAUAAAUGAACCCACAGGAGAGAACUGUUAAUGUAGUGAGCAUUGCAAUUUCCUCUACAAUUUCAGCCUCCACCAAACAUCAAAGAACUUAGGAGAUAAAUUGUUGAAAUGUAUUUUACAUGGAAAUUCUUUCAGCCAGAGCGCAAUCAUCCGUGGAUGUUAGAGAGCUCACCCAGCAAAGAAACCCUAUAAAGAUAGUGAAUAUGGAAAAUACUUUUGUGAACUCAUUCCUCAGAAAACUCAUGCUGCAGAAAAGCUCUGAGAAAGUAAUAAAAAUGUGAAAACUUUGUGCCAACGAUCAAAACUCAUUCGUAAUCAAAGAAGUCACACAAUGAGAAAAGCUAGAAUAUAAUAAGUGUGUGAUAAACUUUAGCCAGAAAUCAGUACAGCAGAAAAUACAUACAGGAUAGAGACCUCAUAGUAUAUUAAGCAAGAAAUGAAGAUAAUGGAUGUGGGAAAUUCUUCUGCCAUGUCAACCCUCAUUUUAACUUACACAGAGGUAAUCCCUAUAUAAUAACUAUUGAAAUGUUUACUAGUAAUCAUCUUCACUUCUCCCUCAUGCCACAUCUGGCCUAAAUGCUCAACCACUCUAUCAUCUAAAUGGGGUCAUAUUGUUACCCGCUAGUUGGUGGAAUAUGGAGGUCAAUUACAGACAGGUCUUAAAUACAUCAGUCAAAGUGUCAAUAUUUUCUUCUAUCCCUCAUUAGAAUGAAAUGGAGGAAAACCUUGGGACUCAGGCUCUGACGAUGGAAAACAAGAUUGUAGGAAUCAAGGUCAGAGAAGGACCCUGUGGCAUGGAGUUUUCUCCUCCAUGUACACAGUUGGACUUUUUGCAGUGAGGGAAUAAAUUUGUUCCCUCCUGAGCUUCUAAAGGUUUGGGUAUACUUGAUACUGACAGAAACUCAACAACACUCACAUAAUAUAACAUAUGAGUAUGAUUUUUCGGGAUAUCUGAACUCAGUGUAUGUCAGAAAAGUCACAUAGGACAAACCUCCUACAGCAUUCUGAAUUACCAUGGCUUCUAUCUCCAAGUCUUCCACAUCAGUCAGGUAAUACCAGACGAAAUCUGACAUUUUAACAAAUGGAGGAAAUUCUUCACACACAGACACACAGUCACACAUACAUACCCAAAAAUACCAUUAAAUAUCUGAUAAUUUAGUUUUGAAUGUGUAAAAGUUUUCAAAAAUUAUCAUAUUUUAUAUCAGAGCUUGUUACAAGGGGAAAAUUAUCAGUUUGAGAAAGGUAAGUAAUAGCCUUUAGAUAUUGCUCUAUGAGAACCGUUGUUUCAUAUAUAAUAUCAAAACCUUUAAUGAAGUAACAUAUUGAUAGACAUUCACUAUCAUAAAAAGCCUAAAACGAACAAGAAAUAAACUGCAUAAACUGAAAAGCAGCCUCGCAGAUAUGUGAAUAUUUUGUGAGUUAUUGUUUAUGUUCGUAUAUGUGCAUGCUACUUACCGGGUAUUUGUUUUAUGUAUCUUAGAACUCAACAUUACUGUAAGAGAAUUGUGUUGUUCUUGCUUUAUAACUACUCUGACAUCAGCUACAAUUUGUCACAUGAAUAUUAAUAACCUUUUACAGAAAAUAUCUGAUACCACAUUCCCUUUCUCCUGCUGCCUUCUAACAUGUCUGUCUAGUAAAGGCCAUUGUUACUAAACUGCCUCUUUUCAAAGAA